AUGAAGUUCAUCAACGCGUUCGUGAUAAGCCUCGCUUUAAUUUUCUCCACCCGUGCUAGCGCGAUUGAUCACGAUAAAGUGCAGCCUUUCGCUCAGCCCGACCCAGUCACCAUCUCCGAAAAGGCUGCUGUCAAGUUCAAGCCACAACUUCACAUCGACAGAGGUUGUGUUUCCUUUCCGGUUGUAAAUGCUGCUGGUGAAAUCUCCGGAGGACUCAAGGGAACAAAAGGAACGGACGGGUGUAGGGAAUCACCGCUAGGCUCUCAAACGUAUAGUCGAUCGGCAUGGUACCAGGACAGGUGGGCCAUUGUGUUUGCUUGGUACUUCCCGAAAGGUUUUGCCGCUGGUCAACCGCGAAUCCGCCACUACUGGUCGAGUAUGGUUCUUUGGAUCGACAAUCCAGCAUUAGAUACGCCGACGAUUCUUGGAGUGUCACUGUCGCAGCAGCUUCUUAAGCCUGCAAAAUUUCUCAUUGGUCUUUUUACGGCGGAGCUGCAAGAGCCCUAUAACAAGCAAACCAGCAUUCCUCCUGCGGGCUUUGUGGGGGCCCAGGCAACUGUUGUGAGUCAAAUUAAUGGAUGGAGUAAUCCAUCCAAUUACAGUGGUGGCUCGAAUGUUUCGAUUAGAGUUUCCCAUACAUACACGAACAAGGAUGACUGGCUGGCACUUACCUUUGCCACCCAAGACGGUGAAUACCACGACCUCGUCACGUGGGACCAACUGACGGAAGAAGCGCGCGCAGCUCUCAAUUCAGCGGAUUUUGGCGAGUCGAAGGUCCCCUUCAGCGAUCAGAACUUUCAAAGGACGUUGGAGCUUUCGUGGCUGUUUUAGAGCUACAGCAGCGAAUCCGCAGCAUAUGGCCAAGACUGUGAGUAAAAAAUGGUUUAUUGUUCGGUCCCGAUCGGUUCAAUAAGUAC
Phytophthora infestans T30-4 is the source of this 917-nucleotide messenger RNA. Its product is annotated as NPP1-like protein. Bases 1 to 831 code for a protein of 276 amino acids. The transcript has a single exon. Lineage: Eukaryota; Oomycota; Peronosporomycetes; Peronosporales; Peronosporaceae. The record is from RefSeq and is a predicted model, not a curated record.